AUGUCGAUGGCUCGUGGAGCUGUCUCUACAAAUUAUGUAGAAGCUCUCACAAAGAGUCUUUUGUAUUUCGAAGCUCAACGCUCUGGAGUAUUGCCUUCGGGCCAAAGGGUCAAAUGGAGAGGAGAUUCUGCACUUAGAGACGGUUCUGAUGCUCAUGUUGAUCUCACCGGAGGUUACUACGACGCCGGAGACAACAUGAAGUUUGGAUUUCCUCUGGCGUUCAUGACGACAAUGCUAGCUUGGAGCAGUAUAGAGAUGUCAUCGCAGCUUGAUACCCAUAAGGAGCACGACAACGUCCUCGUGGCUCUCAAAUGGGCCACAGACUUUCUCAUCAAAGCCCAUCCCGAGCCAAAUGUCCUCUACGGACAAGUUGGCGAUGGAAACUCCGACCACGCGUGCUGGAUGAGACCCGAAGAUAUGACCACACCACGUCCUUCAUACCGCAUUGAUGCUCAGCAUCCAGGUGCUGACCUGGCUGGCGAAACAGCAGCAGCUAUGGCUGCAGCUUCUUUAGCCUUCGCGCCAUCUAAUGCAUCUUACGCAAAGACACUCAUUGGUCACGCAAAAGAUCUCUUUGAAUUCGCUAAGUCUCACCCUGGGGUUUACCAAAGCUCCAUUCCUAACGCCGGUGAAUUCUACAAGAGCAGCGGAUACGAAGAUGAGCUGUUUUGGGCCGCGGCUUGGCUCCACCGUGCCACCAACGAGCAAGUUUAUCUCGAUUAUUUAACUCAAACAUAUGGUACCGGAGGUCCUAGGACUGUUUUCGGAUGGGAUGAUAAGUUUUUGGGUGCACAAGUCUUGGUUGCCAAGCUUGCACUUGAAGGGAAAGUGAAGAGCGAUGGGAAGAUCGGAGAGUUCAAGAGUAUGGCGGAGCAGUUUAUCUGCAACUGUGCUCAAAAGGGUUCCAACAAUGUCAAGAAGACUCCUGGAGGUUUGCUCUGGUUCUUGCCGUGGAACAACCUCCAAUACACAGCCACCGCCACCUUCGUCCUCUCUGCGUAUUCUAAAUAUCUUGAAGCCGCAAAAGCCUCAAUCCAGUGUCCCAAUGGCGCUCUUCAAGCUUCUGAUCUUCACAGCUUAGCUCGUGCACAAGUAGACUAUAUACUUGGGUCGAACCCCAAGAAUAUGAGCUACAUGGUUGGAGUUGGGACCAAUUAUCCUCAAAGACCACACCAUAGAGGAGCCUCUAUUGUGUCAAUCCACACGAACAACGCUCACGUGGCGUGCUCUGAUGGGUUCAACGCAUGGUUUAACAACCCUGCACCAAACCCUAAUGUUCUAAUUGGAGCAGUCGUGGGAGGACCCGACGAGAACGAUGCUUAUGGAGAUCAAAGGAAUGAUUUCCAGCACAGCGAGCCUGCGCCGGUCACCGUUGCUCCACUUGUUGGUGCUUUGGCCGCCAUGGCUUGA
Microthlaspi erraticum is the source of this 1410-nucleotide messenger RNA. The record is from the annotation of a GenBank genome assembly. NCBI's taxonomy places the organism in Eukaryota, Viridiplantae, Streptophyta, Magnoliopsida, Brassicales, Brassicaceae.